Messenger RNA from Capsella rubella, 2090 nucleotides. Its product is annotated as probable LRR receptor-like serine/threonine-protein kinase RKF3. The record is from RefSeq and is a predicted model, not a curated record. Gene Ontology annotation, biological process: protein phosphorylation. Lineage: Eukaryota; Viridiplantae; Streptophyta; Magnoliopsida; Brassicales; Brassicaceae. Gene Ontology annotation, molecular function: protein kinase activity; ATP binding.
AGUUAAAAUUAUACAACUACACAUAGUAAAGGGUAAUCUUUCUUCUUUGAUUGUCUGGUUUGUUUGUUUUCUGCUAAGACCAGAUUCCUCUUUUUAAUUGAUAGAUGUUGCUUCUCCGCCGUGGUGGGAUCGCCGUCUUCCUGAUUAUCCUCUUGUCCUCUUUCGCCGCCGCUGAGGACAAGUCUUCGUGCCCUUUGGACUUCUCCAUCCUCCGACCGUUCCGGCGUCCAAAACCGGACGGCCCAAACACGUGCCAGUACCUCCUCCAAGGGCUACGGCUCCUUUACUCUGACCAUCUCCGUGAGAGUGGCUCCUUCCUCCCUCCCCCUGCUGCCGCCUCUUGCUGGGCCGCCCUGCAGUCUAACAUCGCCGGUUUUCUGCCUGGGUUCGAUGUCCGGUCCACCUGCGGUUUCGAGACGGCCUGGAUUUCGGAGGGAUGCAUGAACAUAUCGAGCAGGUCUCAGUUCGAAUCCAUCAUCCCUAAUUCCUCCCGUUCCACCUCCUCCAUCCGCUGUAACACCUCUCUUGAGAGCAACACCCCUUGCGCCUCCUGCACUCAGAGCCUCUCCGCCUUCCAGGCCUUUCUCACCGGACCUUCCCUCGGUAAUGUCUCCGACUGUGCUGCCUUCCCCUCCAUCUACGCCGCUGCUUUCGCCAAUCCCUACGGCCCCACCGACAGAGGCACCGCCAAAUGCUUGUUUCAGCUCGAUUACGCUUCCUCCUCCUCCUCCUCCUCCUCCCCCUCCGGUCGCCGCAACCAGAUUGCAAUCUCCUUGUCUGUCUUGCUCCUCGCCUCUGCUUUGCUCACCACCGCCUGCUUCUGGUACUGCCGCCGGCGAAGGAAGAAGCCGCGGGAUUCUAGUUUAGAUGCCGGCGCUCAGUCUAGACUAGAUUCCAUGAGCGAGAGCACCACUCUUGUCAAAUUCAGCUUCGACGAGAUCAAGAAAGCCACCAACAACUUCUCACGCCACAACAUCAUUGGCAGGGGAGGUUACGGGAACGUCUUCAAGGGCGUCUUGCCCGACGCCACCCAGGUUGCAUUUAAGAGGUUCAAGAACUGUUCCGCCUCGGGUGACGACAACUUCGCUCAUGAGGUCGAGGUCAUCGCCAGCAUACGCCACGUCAACCUCCUUGCCCUCAGAGGCUACUGUACAGCUACCACCCCCUAUGAAGGCCACCAGAGGAUCAUUGUGUGUGACCUUGUGAGCAACGGUAGUCUUCACGACCACCUCUUUGGCGACUUGGAGGACGCUCAGCUUGCCUGGCCCUUGAGGCAGAGGAUCGCGCUUGGCACGGCCAGAGGGCUCGCUUAUCUUCACUACGGCGCCCAACCCUCCAUUAUCCACAGGGACAUCAAGGCCAGCAACAUUCUCUUGGACCAGAGAUUCGAAGCCAAGGUUGCCGAUUUCGGGCUGGCCAAGUUCAACCCUGAAGGAAUGACGCAUAUGAGCACGCGGGUCGCAGGCACUAUGGGAUAUGUGGCCCCAGAGUACGCACUGUACGGGCAACUGACAGAGAAAAGCGAUGUCUACAGCUUCGGGGUGGUUCUUCUAGAGCUUCUGAGCAGGAGAAAAGCCCUUGUGACAGACGAGGAGGGUCAGCCUGUGUCGGUGGCAGACUGGGCGUGGUCGCUGGUGAGACAAGGCCGGGCAUUGGACGUGGUGGAAGAUGGGAUGCCAGAGAAGGGACCUCCAGAGGUUCUGGAGAAGUAUGUGCUGAUUGCAGUGCUGUGCUCACACCCUCAGCUCCACGCAAGACCCACAAUGGAUCAAGUGGUGAAAAUGCUGGAGAGUAAUGAGUUCACUGUAAUCUCUAUACCCCAACGCCCAAUCCCUCUGGUGGCUUGCAGGGAUGAGAUUGACCGCUCUGUUAGUAGCAGCAGCGGCUCCGGGAAGCUCACUAGCCCCACUGGAUAUCAGGCCUUCUCCUACGGAGGUGAUGGACCCUCGGGGAACACAAAUACCUCUAGCUGAGAUAUAGAUUGUACAUUAUCUGUUGUUGAUAUGUUUUAUUCAUUUUAUUCUUUGAUGCAACUGUCUAGUAUUUGCUCUUGUUCCAAUAAACUCAUCCGCUGUAACAUUUUUGAACCA